Messenger RNA from Salarias fasciatus (jewelled blenny), 1275 nucleotides. It is a transcript of the gene mrps22, whose product is annotated as mitochondrial ribosomal protein S22. The coding region runs from base 32 to 1057 and encodes 341 amino acids. Gene Ontology annotation, cellular component: mitochondrial small ribosomal subunit. NCBI's taxonomy places the organism in Eukaryota, Metazoa, Chordata, Actinopteri, Blenniiformes, Blenniidae. Gene Ontology annotation, molecular function: structural constituent of ribosome. The transcript has 8 exons. The record is from RefSeq and is a predicted model, not a curated record.
UUCCGGUCUAGUACAUGACGUCACAGGAAAGAUGGCGGCGCUCGGUGGAGCACGGUGUUUGCUCCGGACCUGCUCCCGGGUACGAAACGUGCAGACCGGCCAGCGAGCAUUGAUGCGAUGCGGCGGGAGAGCGUUUUGUAGCGAAGCACAAGAUAACGCCGCAGCGAACAAUGCGAAGCCCCACCUCUCAGAUCCAGCUGUGCAGGACAUCCUCACCAGGAUAACGGGCCUCGACCUGCAGAAAGUGUUCCGGCCCAUCAAACAGGAGCUGAAGCCGCCCACCUACAAACUCAUGACAGACGAACAACUGGAGCAGGCGGUCGAGGUUGCUAAAGAGCAGGCGAAGAAGCUGCUGCAGAUGCCUCCUGUCUUGCCGGAGAGGAAACCCAUCAAUGACGUUCUGUCCGAAGACAGGAUGCUGGAAGGGAUGGACACGGCCAAAUACGUCUUCACAGACAUCACCUACGACAUCCCACACAGGGAGAGGUUCAUAGUGGUCCGAGAGCCCAGUGGGGUUCUUCGGAAGGCGACAUGGGAGGAAAGAGACCGGCUUAUUCAGGUUUACUUCCCCAGAGAAGGACGCAAAAUCACACCACCUCUCAUUUUCAAAGAGGAGAACCUCAAGAUGGUGUUCUCCCAGAACCGCCACGAGGACGUGCUGGACCUGUGUCUGGUCCAGUUCGAGCCCGACUCCUCAGAGUACAUCAGGGUACAUGCGGCCACGUAUGAGGACUUGGAGAAGCACGGUAAAUACGAUCUACUGCGCUCCACCAGACACUUUGCAGGCAUGGCCUGGUACCUGGUCAAUGCUCGGAGGGUGGACGGGCUGGUGGUGGACAUGCUGAGGAGGGAGCUGUUCCAGGACGCAGUGAGCCUGGUCUCUCUGUUCCACAUGGUUCAUCCUCACAGCGAGUCGGCCCAAGAAGCCGCCAGCCAGCGAGCCACCGGCACCGAGCUGCUCAAGAUCUACGCCCAGAAGGAGUCCCAGCGGUCGGGCUACAUUGAGCUGGCCAUCCAAGCGUACGAGCAGAUGUCUGCCGAGGGCUCCGCCGCCUGACCGCCCCGCGCAUACAGAUCGAUACAUAAAUCCAUCCACACUGAGAAAAACAGAAGACGGAGGCCAGGACGACGUCUCUCCUGUGGAAACAGUUCUUCUGAUAACUGCUGGUGGGUUCAGGAGGCAGAUUUGCCUCUUCACGGAAAGGAAACGUACUCUUGCUAAAUGUGAAGCAUCAGUGUCUGUAUGUGCUGCAAUAUGUGUAAAUAAAAUAAAAA